UGGCCAGAAAUCCCGCAGUUUUAGCUCGAUUUGGAGCUCUAAAAUCGACGAAAAAGACCAAAUUUCUGGGAAGAAAGCUCAAUCCCGACGAGAACGGGAGAGAAAAGAGAGAGUGGAGUUGCACCGGCCGGAAGGAUCAUCGGCGGCGGCACGGAUCGAGCACGAAGUUGCAGCGUGCAAGGAGCUAAACCUAGAGCUCUGAUACCAUGUUAGAAUAGCAACUAGUAUUCACAGUGGGCCAAAGGCCAGUACAUGUACAAGGGUACAAUAUGCAGGGAAACCCCUCACACUAUGGGAAUAUACAGGGAAUAUAGGGGACUAUACACCACUAACAAAGUCUUUAUUCUUCAUGCAAAAUGAUCAGUAAUAUAGAAAUAAGAGCAACCUGUGUGUUAUUUGCCUAAAUACAAAGCAUGGCCAGUCGCCAUCGACAUGAUGAUAGCAGUAGCACUCUUGACAUGGCUAAAACACAAACUACAAGAAAGGGUCCACCCUUCACAAUACAUGGUUUGCGGUGCUAUGUAUUAUUUUGACAACUGGGAUUUUAUUAGGUCAUCAAGAUGGUACAAAAACACACCCUGCGACAAGGACGAUCGAUCUAUGCACAGUCUGACUUAUUGCAAAAAAUCUAUCGCAAAGAAAACUAUUUACGAAAUUGUACACUGUUGGAUUCCUAUUCCAAAGAUGUUCCAAAUGGGAUAACUUUUAUGGUGCAUAUCUCAUAGUGUCGACCAAACUGAUGGUCAAAAUUAGAGUGAAAUAGCAAACAAAGAAAGUAUUAUUAGCAAACAUGGAAUAAUGGAUGUGGCAUAUGAUGGUCAUGUGCAUCGCUACCCUGCUGUUUACCUGUUCUUCAUGAGUUAACUUACCCAGCAUCUGGCAACGUUUUGUAAAGCUUAUCGGUUCAAAGAAGACUUGACCAUCUGAGUAGGCGCCAAGUCGACAUAUGGCUGCGUCAGGAGACGAUUUAAGAUCUCACCUAUAUGAAGGUACCAGUUCUGAAUUUUGAAUCCUCAAGUCUCCUAUCUGCUUUUUCCCCUCAUUUGAAAAAACCUUGAGAAAUUAUCUGUCACAUUUGUGCGGAAAUCAUCUCAACCGUGCCUCCACUACAUAGCAGUGCUUCUUCAGGGCACCACGGCAUCAAACUGCAAAUGGAUUGUCGAUCUAGUAGUAUUACACCAAGGGACCUGGAGUGCAUGCUAUGUGAUAAAACGAUAGAGCCUAAGGCGUUGCCGCUGUCACUUUUGGAAGAAAUCACAGAUGGUUUCUCUGAUGAGCAGAGAAUUGGCAGUGGUGGGUUUGCGGUGGUUUAUAAGGGAAAGCUUGAAAAUAGGAUGGUGGCUGUGAAGAGGAUGUCCAAUACGUAUAUGCAUGAGAAGGAGUUCCAUCGAGAAGUGGAAUGUCUCAUGAUGGUGAAACACAAAAAUAUCGUACAGUUUCUUGGAUAUUGUGCUGACACACAAGGGACUAUGGCAAGGCAUGAAGGAAAAUUCGUCAUGGCGGAUGUACAACAAAGGUUGCUCUGCUUCGAGUAUCUUUCUAAAGGGAGUCUUGAUGAGUAUAUCACUGAUACAUCCAGCGGACUUCAGUGGAGAGACCGCUACCAUAUUAUUAAAGGAAUUUGUCAAGGAUUACACUAUCUUCAUCAGAAAAAUAUUAUCCACUUAGAUCUAAAGCCAGCAAAUAUAUUGUUGGAUGAUAAUUUGGUGGCAAAAAUUGCUGAUUUUGGUCUAUCUAGGUACUUUGAUGAAAGGCAAACCCGGGUUCUUACGGAUAAAAUAGCUGGAACUUUGGGAUAUUUGGCACCAGAAUUUUGUAACAAAGAAAUCACAUACAAGUUUGAUAUCUACAGUCUUGGUGUAAUAAUCAUAGAGAUACUCACCGGAAAGAAGGGGUAUCAUGAUAUUGACAAGGUAGUUGAAAGUUGGAGUAACAUGUUGGAGAAAUCGCAUAGCAAGGUACAACAUGAACAAGUAAGAGUAUGUGCUGAGAUAGGAAUAGAAUGCACCAAUUUCAACCCAGCGAAGAGACCGGAUACAGAGCACAUAAUCAGUAGACUCGAUGAAGCAGAAAAUUUUGACAAAUAUGUUGAAACUGGCAAGAUUACUUCACACGAGAUUAAUCCGGACACAUUGAGUGGCACCAUGCAUGUCCUUUGGUUGAUCUAUCAACGACUUAAUCCAGACAUCAGGCCAUGCAUCCAAUAUUGUAGUAUUUUCCCCAGAGGAUCCAAGUUGAAAACAAUCGAGUUGGUUAGCUUGUGGAUAGCUCAAGGGUUUGUAAAGGCUAGUGUAACAGAGGACAUGGAAGAUGUAGCUGAGAGGUAUAUUCGAGAGUUAGUGUCAUGCUCAUUCCUACAACCACAGAAAACUUGGGAUGGUUCUUAUUACUUUACAAUUCACGAUGUGCUGCAUGAUUUAUUAACCAAGGUCGCCCGAAAUUGCUUCAGAAUUGAGAAUGCAAAGAGCCAUAUAGUGAAAGGUUGGGAAGGAGAUGUGCCUCUAGAUGUCAAUCAUCUUUUUGUUCAGAAUUAUGAUGGAGAAUUGAUUACUGAGAAGAUCCUUGGAUUGAAAAAUUUACUCACUCUCAUUGUUAAUGUUGUUGAAGAGGAUACACGAGUUGAGGAAGAAGUCAUUGAGAGUAUAUUCAAGGAACUACCGGAGUUGAGGGUAUUGGCCAUUGCUUUCAGCAAGGAGCAUCGUGGAAUCGAGAAACUUUACGAGUUCUCGAUCCCAGAAUCUAUUUGUCAGCUAAAGCACCUACGCUAUUUUGCUUUCAGGACAUCAGCGUCAUGCAUGUUAAUUUUACCAAGAGAAUUAAACACACUUCACCAUAUCCAGCUUCUAGAUUUUGGCGAUGGCGAAGUUCUGGAAUUUUCCUUUCCUGACCUUAUCAACUUGCGUCACAUAUUCUGCUGGUGCGUGAAAUUUACUAACAUAGAUAGCCUGAUAUUACUCCGAACAAUUCCAGCCUUCAAAAUAAAUGAAGGUUGUGACAUAGAGCAGUUGAGAGACCUAAACAAGCUCCGCGGUAGUCUGGAAAUCCUUGGCCUUCCAAUUGUUAAAAGAGAGGAAGCUCUUGGAGCCAAUCUAUCUGCCAAGGAAUGGCUAACAGAACUAGUACUGUCUUGGGAUUAUUAUUUUCAUGUUCAUACAUCGUGGAGUUCAGAAGCUGAAGCCCAGGUACUUGAGGGGCUGCGCCCUCCCGUGGGGCUUCAGAGACUAGAUAUAUGUGACUACAGUGGUUCGAGGUACCCAGAUUGGAUGGCGGGUAACAAGGACGGUGGCCCAAAGGACCUAAAGACACUUUCGUUUGUGACAUCCAGUCAACCGGGACCCGACCUUGCUGCGGCUUUCCCUCGUCUUCGUGAGCUCAGCUUUGUUAAAUGCAUGUGGGACGCCUUACCAGGCAAUAUGGAGCACCUCACAUCCCUCGAGAAACUGGAUAUAGAUUCAUGCAAGAAUAUCCGUUUUCUCCCAACACUGCCGAAAUCUCUUGGGAUGUUUACACUCAUUCGCUGCAAUGAUGAGUUAGAAGAGUCUUGUAAAACAGUAGGACAUCCAAACUGGCAAAAGAUUGAGCACAUCCCCACAAAAUAUAUUGGUGAUCCAUUACGAAGGCGGUGAAGGAUGUAUCGCCUCGGUCACUUGAGGCAUCGCAAGAGAGCUGCUUCAAAUUCUUGGCUGCUGCUUUCUGCCAGUUUGGUAGACAUGCAUCAAACUUCCUACCAUCUGAUGCAAGGGGAAGCAAACGGGCAUACAAGUACUGCCAUUCAGGCAUAACAAAUAGGGGAUGCUACCAUUCAGCACAACACAGUGCAUAAUGGCAUAACAAAUAGUAUGUGUUCUCUCUUAAAUUAAAUCCAAAAAAUUGGGUGUACUAGUAAAGAAGAUACAUGAGUACUUAGAUGAGGACAGAAAAAUCAAGCACAUGUAAAGGUGAGGGCAUCUAAUUUGGCAAAGCUCUACCCAGAGUACGGAGAACACUAAAAGAGUACUCGUGCUAAUCGAUUUUGUUUA
Messenger RNA from Lolium perenne, 4019 nucleotides. RefSeq lists its product as uncharacterized. Lineage: Eukaryota; Viridiplantae; Streptophyta; Magnoliopsida; Poales; Poaceae. Gene Ontology annotation, biological process: protein phosphorylation. The record is from RefSeq and is a predicted model, not a curated record. Gene Ontology annotation, molecular function: ATP binding; protein kinase activity.